Messenger RNA from Neltuma alba, 1594 nucleotides. Its product is annotated as probable indole-3-pyruvate monooxygenase YUCCA10. The record is from RefSeq and is a predicted model, not a curated record. The transcript is spliced from 4 exons. Lineage: Eukaryota; Viridiplantae; Streptophyta; Magnoliopsida; Fabales; Fabaceae. Gene Ontology annotation, molecular function: flavin adenine dinucleotide binding; N,N-dimethylaniline monooxygenase activity; NADP binding. Bases 150 to 1313 code for a protein of 387 amino acids.
CAAUAAUUUGCGGACACGCAAGGAUUUAUCGGGAGAAAUCAUGCGCUCCCAGGACCCCUCUAAUAUAUCUUGGUUUUAUUAAGGAAAUUUCCUCGACAAGCUCCAUAGACUCCCCCCCCCCCCCCCGGCGACCCGGCUCUUUACCAACUAUGCAGGAAGCCGCUGUCAUAGUCGUGGGAGCCGGCACUUCCGGCCUUGCUGCCUCCGCCUGCUUAACCCGACACUCCAUUCCCUACAUCCUCCUUGAAAGAGAAGACUGUUAUGCCUCUCUGUGGCAGAAAUAUACCUACGACCGUGUUCAUCUCCACCUUCGGAAGCAAGUUUGCCAGCUCCCUCAUAUGCCCUUCCCUCCAUCUUAUCCUCAUUACGUCCCCAGGAAACAGUUCCUGCAGUACUUGAAUGACUAUGUCAAUCACUUCCAUAUCCGCCCUUCCUAUCACAGAGCCGUCGAAUUAGCGCAGUACGAUGAUGCCCAUAACCUGUGGAGAGUUCAGGCUAGGAAUCGAAGCUCCGGUGAGGUUGAGGACUAUGCUGGGGGGUUUUUGGUGGUUGCCAGUGGCGAGACCGCGGAGCCUCGCGUGCCUGACAUUGAGGGUUUGGACACUUUUAAGGGGAAAGCGCUUCAUUCAACUGGGUAUAAAAAUGGAAAGGAGUUCAAAGAUGAGCGUGUUUUGGUUGUUGGAUCUGGCAAUUCUGGCAUGGAAAUUGCGUUAGACUUGGCCAACUACGGUGCGCAACCUUCAAUAAUCGUUCGAAGCCCGGUUCAUUUUGUCACUAGGGACAUGAUGUAUUUCGCCUCGGUUUUGUUAAAUCAUGUGCCGCUGAGCACUGUGGAGAAUCUAGUGGUGAUAUUGAGCAGGAUCGUAUUUGGGGAUCUCACCAAGUAUGGAUUACCUUGGCCUAGCGAGGGUCCUUUCACCAUGAAGUUGAAGUACGGCAAGUUCCCUGUAAUUGAUGUAGGAACCGUCCAGAAAAUCAAGUCUGGAGAGAUACAGGUGUUGCGGGAAGAAAUAAAUAGGAUUAGAGGCAACGAGGUAGUGUUCAGGGACGGCAAGUCACUUCCAUUUGACUCAAUUAUCUUCUGCACAGGCUUCAAGAGAUCAACUCACAAGUGGCUCAAGGGGGGUGAUUAUCUUCUGAACGAGGAUGGGUUUGCGAAGCAAAAAUUCCCAAACCAUUGGAAGGGGAAGAAGGGUCUGUACUGCGUUGGACUGGCACAGAGGGGUUUCUAUGGAGCCAGCUUCGAUGCACAGAAAAUAGCCGAUGACAUUGCCUCUCUUUUGCAAUCCCAGAGCAACACAACAAAUCAUUGAUUGUCGUUCUUUUGUUUUCCUUUGCCUGGGUAAACUGAUUACGUAAUGCAUACAAAAUAACUUUCCAUCCCGCAAGUUGAUAUUGUUUGAUGUAGAUACAGGAGCCACAUAUAGUGAAUUACGUGUCCAUGUCCAAACCACCACCUCUAGUUCCAUCGUGAUAUUGGAUUGAUUAUGAAGUUUCAACUCUUUUGAGUCAGCCAACAUGCCUUGUAUAUCUUAAAUAUAUAGAAAGACCUUCUUGAAGGUUAGUUACUUUCUUUGAAGAAAAAUGUCUCAUU